CCACCAUGCGCUGAUGCUCCGCCACAUGCUCUCAUCACUGUUGGCAACACAAGCCCCGUAUCAGCAGAGCAGAGUCAGACACCAGCCGACCGUCACGAUGGAUGGGCCUCAUAAAGACCGCAGAAUGACUCACUUGUGGAUAUUAACGUUACUGAUUAUUGUUUAACGUUUAGCACUGGAUAGAUAACUCGGUCUUUUUGAUUGUUUUUCUCUUCUGGAUACGGAUUGUGGAGCUGGAUCUUAUAUGGGCUUUGGAAGAAGGAUUAUAUUUAUUCUGAUCAAUUUCUUUUAACUUUUUUGCUCCUUUUGUUUGGAAUAGAAACGUUUUGUGGGAGGGUGAACUGAUUUCUGGGAUACGAACAUAAAACUCUAAAGGAUGGCCGAUUGGUUCACCUCUAUCAUCGCAAUAGUUAUGAUGUUAUUUACUCAGGUUUUGGGAUCAAGCGUGUUCGAGAUAGAUCUUCACCACUUUCAGAAUACAAAGGCUUUGCUGGCAAACGGACGCAGCUGCAGGUCGGAGGGCUGCAGGACUUAUUUCAGAGUUUGUCUGAAGAACUUCCAGAUGGAGGUGUCUCCUGGAAGGUGCAUAUUCGGCACAGCGAGCACACCUGUCCUGGGCAGCGACUCCUUCAGCAUCAAGCCGGACGCGACCGUGCGGCUGCCGCUCAACUUCACCUGGCCGGGUGCUUUCUCGUUGGUUAUUGAAGCUUGGUAUUCUCCUGCAGCGGAGCAGCCCGCAGAUUCCAGCAACCCUGAAUUAUUGAUUAGCUCCUUUGCUACCCAAAAUCAGUUGGGAAUUGGGCCCGAGUGGUCCCAGGAUGUGCAGACAGGGAUGGGGACGCAGACAGAGCUAAGGUACUCAUACCGAAUCGUCUGCAAAGAAAAUUACUACGGGGACACCUGCUCCAAAAUAUGCGCUCCAAGAGACGACCAUUUCGGCCACUACACCUGCACACCUGAUGGGCAAAUAGACUGUCUGCCAGGAUGGAAGGGAGAGUACUGCCAAAAACCCAUCUGUCUUGAAGGCUGCAAUGAAAGCAAUGGGACCUGCCAAAUACCAGGAGAGUGCAUAUGCAAAACGGGCUGGCAGGGACUCUUUUGUGAUGUGUGUAAACCCUAUCCAUCCUGUAAACACGGUACCUGCGAAGAGCCGAACCAGUGCACCUGCAAAGAGGGCUGGGGAGGCAUCCUUUGUGACCAAGACCUAAACUACUGCACCAAUCACAGACCCUGUGCCAACGGAGCCACGUGUAUGAACACAGGCGAGGGUCACUACACCUGCUCCUGCCUGCCAGGCUUUGCUGGGGAGAACUGUGACUUAGAGGUCAGGGAGUGUGACAGCAAGCCCUGCCACAACGGAGGUCGCUGCGUGGACUUAGAGACAGGCUACUCAUGCAUCUGCCCGAACGGGUUUGAAGGCCCACACUGUGAACACCGGAUACUGACUUGCGCAGACAGGCCUUGCUUCCAAGGUGGAAAUUGCAGGGAGAGGGACAAUGGACGAAGUUACAUAUGCGAGUGUCCAGCUGGAUACACUGGACUCAACUGUGAGAAGAAAGUGGAUAAAUGUACCUCGCUGCAAUGUGCCAACGGUGGACAUUGUGUGGUUCAGGGUAACCUCAGAGUGUGUAGCUGUCGCUCAGGUUUUUCAGGGCUGCGUUGUGAGAUCAACAUUGACGAAUGCUCCAGGAACCCAUGCGCUAACGGCUCUACCUGCGUAGACCGCAUCAAUGACUACACCUGCAUCUGUCCGCCGGAAUACAUGGGCCGCCGCUGUGACAGGCCUGUGAACCGCUGCUCCUCUCUGCGCUGCCUCAAUGGUGGGACCUGCACCUAUGUACCCACAGGCAAACCCACCUGCAUCUGCUCUGCUCCCUACAGUGGUUCCCAAUGUCAAAACAGUGACAAGCUCUCGGCAAACACAACCAGCCCCAACACCAGCUUGGAGCCCAGCGAAAAGCUGAACUUAGUCGCCGUCGGCUUGGGUGUUGGCCUGGUUACUGUUCUGGUGUUUAUCUGCAUGGCAGUGGUGGUAGUACGCAACAGAAAAAAACAAAAAGAUAAGGAGCUCGACUCUAAGACGAUGAACAACCUCUCCAGGUCGGACUUUCACAAGGAGAACCUUAUUUCUUCUGUUGAGCUUAAGAACACAAACAAGAAGAUCGGUCUGGAGGUGGAUUGUCCCACGGAAAAGUCUAACCAUAAUUACAUCAACAGCUAUCAGCUGGACUAUAAAUCCUCCAUGAGGUACAAGGAUGAACUGUCCCUCCUGUGCAAAGAUGAAAACUGUGAAAAGACAUUAGAAGACAGAAAACAUUUGAGUAGAAUGUACAGUGACUGUAGAAUAUCAACAAUAUGCUCCUCUAAAGAAUCAGUCUAUCAGUCUGUCUUUGUAAUAGGAGAAGAGAAACAAGAAUGCAUCAUUGCCACUGAGGUAUAAUAAUCAGAACGUGUUUCUCAUUGUGAAGAUUGGAUACCUUGCGGACUGUUUACACUUGCGAAGAGACUGGGAUUUAUUUAAAAUGCAAGUUGCUGCUGUUGAAAACUUGAUAACUGGAUGUGCUCGCUGAUUAUAACUGAACUAAAGCUAAUAAUCCUUUGAGAAUGUACAGACUGAAGCGAGCAAAUCGAGGCUCAUGGAUCCACCUUUUACUGUUGCAACUCAAACCCUCGUCUGCUUCGUCCAGCUUAACCCCUGGGCAAAAAGGAGUCACUUUUUCUGUGCUGAUUAGGACAGGAAGACUGAUCACACAAAUCAGCUGUAGCACAAGUCAGGCUUAUUUUUAUUCUUUGUGACCUGCACUGUACUAUGCAAACAAAAGAAGGACACAGAAAACUACUGAAAACGGUUCAUUUGUGAGGGAUAUAUUUGGGAUUUCUGUAAAACAAAUCUGUUUUUAUGAAGAAUGUAUGACCACAAAAGCCUUAAAUGUGUGUGUAUGUAAGAAAACCAUUUUUGCCCUGCCUUAUCUUAAUUUCUUUGCACAGCAUCUUGGAGGUAACCAUAAAUAAUCAAAAGAUGCAAAUUAACACUAAAACACCAUACAGGGAAACUCAUGACUGGGCCUUGACUGUUUUAUGCAAGCUCACCCCAAUAAAGACAAAGACACGUGACAUGACUAUCAUACCAAGGACGCCUUCAGUGGAAAUUACUGAACCAAUAAUGUUAUUUUGUAAAGUUACUAUUUCAGUAGUAAUUUUAUUAUAUGAAGCACUGAUCCUUUUAUGUUUUAUAAGAUUGUUUUGUAUAUAAUGUAUAUUUAUAUGUCGAGAUUAGAUGCGUUUUAAGUUGAUGCCACAAAAAUGGCAAAUUUGUUUUUUUAUUGUUUUGUUGUUUUAUUUUAUUAUUAUUAUAUAUUUUUUAUUUUGCUAUAAAAAAAGACAUGCAGAACACAUAUCUGGUACACUGUUUGUUUGUCGGUUGUCAGUGAGUUUUCUUGUGGUCGAAGUAGAGAUUUCAAAUUAAAACAUCCAUAAGCUCCGUCUGUGUCAGCUGAUCUAAAAGUCGGCUCAAAGAUGCUUUAAUAUUUGCCCUGGUAGCUUUUAUCAUACUGUGUCCAUGGUGACGUCUGUCUCAGUUUGAUGUGAAAACAAUGUGCAAGCAUUCAUUCAGUGGACAGGAUUGUAAAUGAAAAUAUGCAAAUGAAUAUACUUAAACAGUGUGUAUGUGAAAAUAAAGAGGCCUUAUGGUCUUAAUGCUUUACUGCUUAA
Molecule: messenger RNA, 3711 nt
Organism: Girardinichthys multiradiatus
Lineage: Eukaryota; Metazoa; Chordata; Actinopteri; Cyprinodontiformes; Goodeidae
Product: delta-like protein 4
Exons: 11
Coding region: 377-2440 (687 amino acids)
Biological process (GO): multicellular organism development; cell communication; Notch signaling pathway
Cellular component (GO): plasma membrane; protein-containing complex
Molecular function (GO): calcium ion binding
Source: RefSeq, a predicted model, not a curated record